GUUUUUGUUUCGCGAACGUUUGUAAGCAACGUGUGGCGUUAAGCGGCUUUUAAAAUUUAUAAAAAAAAAUUUUAUUUGUAUUCAGUGCAUUUAUUUAAAAUUAAAGUGUAGUGAAAAUAUGUGAAUAAAUUGUAUUAAAAAUAAAAUUUUAGUGAUGACAAAGUCAAUUAUUUUAUGAAAACAUGUCAAUUAGUGUUCGGGGUUGAUUUUUUCUACAACAAUAACAAAAACAACCCGCAGAAAAUAAAAAUUAAAGAAUUUCAUUCAUAAAUUUCAAUUAAAUUCCUUUAAUGGUCAAUGAAAUUUAUAAAAAAAAAAAGAAGAAAAACGCAAACAAUAUCAAAGAAGAAACAAGUGUAAAGAAAAAAUGUCAAAGUUUAGUUUAUUUGAAAGAAGAAUGCAUAAGAAUUUCAAGAGAAAUAAAGUUAUUUUAAUAAAUAUUUAACAAUUUUAUGUGGGAAAAAGUGCAAAAAAUCUGUGAAGAAUUUCAUAAUCAUUAAAUGAAAUAUCGAAAACAAAAACAAUUUUAACAAAAAUUUACACAAAAACAACAAAACAAAAAGGAAAUAAAAAAUGUCUACAACAAUAAAUUCUAAACUAACAACAACGGCUGCUGCGACAGCAGCAACAACAAUAAUAACAACAACACCAGAAAAUUGUGUAUCAAGAACAACAGCAGCAGCAACUGUUGUAGUUGUUGCUGCGCCGGCUGACAACAAUAUUAACAAUAUUUCUUCCUCUCCUUGCAAUUCUUGUUCUUCUUCGUUGACAUCUUGGUCAGAUGUUUUGUGCGCCAACGCAUACUGCUCCUCAUUAACAGGGCAGAAAUAUAAACAACAACAAAUUUCAAAUAAUGAAGAGGAGGCAAAAGAAGAUGCACCUUUAUUUAAAACAACAACAACAACAACAAAUUCAACCAUAUUCCCCCAUUUGGCUGAUUGCCAAAGUAAUUUAACAAAACAACAGCUGUUGGAGCAACAGGACGCUACUGCUUUUGACAGUGGUCGUGAAUCUGUUAAUGAAUGUGAUUCCUCUUUGGAUGAUUCGAUUAAUUACCGCAGCUCUUCGUUGCACUUGCAACAGCCCAGCAAGAAACCUUGCACUUUGGAUUUUUAUGCCAGCAGUGGUUCGCAAACUAAAUGGUAUUUGCCAACCACGGAUAUAGUGAAAAUUAAUGUACAACCUGCUGCUAGUGCGGAGGGUAUUAUGACAAAGUCGUGUGUUAGUAUAGCGGAGCCAGAAUCAUCGGUGGUCACACCGCCUUCAGAACAUGAUGAUAGUAUUCCGGAUGAUGAUGAGGGGACAUCAAAUGAUAAAAUGUAAGUUGGAAAACAAUAUAGCGAUAGAUUAUCCAUCAUCAUGAUUGUUUUGAGAGUUCUGGGUACAAUAAUAUAAGGUUUAGGUGUGGUAAGUUUUUUUCUUUAUAUAUUUCUUUUGGAAUUUUGAAAUGUGUCAUGAAAUUUUAAACUUCAAACCUUUUUUUCGUGUUGGGUG
Molecule: messenger RNA, 1494 nt
Organism: Lucilia sericata (common green bottle fly)
Lineage: Eukaryota; Metazoa; Arthropoda; Insecta; Diptera; Calliphoridae
Exons: 2
Coding region: 574-1323 (249 amino acids)
Source: RefSeq, a predicted model, not a curated record